AUGCCGGACACCAAGUUGAUAUUUGAGUUCUUCGACAUACACUUUUGUCUAUCCUACUUCUUCGCACCAUACGAGUCUAUCGCAGACCGCGUGCUGAAUCCCGCAAUAGUGCCGAUCAAUGGCCUAAGUAUGAAGAGCAACAACCAGCUCUCCAACCAAUACAACGAUUUCACCAAAAGCGCUCCAGCCGCCGUCAAAGACCCCAUCAUUGCUGCGAAGACCUCCUUCAUCAACACCUACGACACAUCACAAGUGAUCAACCCCGGCACCCGACUUUCCCCCUUCUCCCUUCCUUCCGCCACAGGCGAGACAGUCGACAGCUCCACGUACCUCUCCAGCCAGACUCCUCUCCUGAUUACCUUCUACCGUGGCUCCUGGUGUCCCUUCUGCUCCCUGGCUCUGAGCGCCCACCAGUCACAUCUGGCCACAUACAAGGCCUACGGGGUCCAAUGUAUCGCCAUUUCUCCCGAGCUGCCCGACACAUCACUUUCAGCGGUUGAAAAGGCAGACUUGAAGUUCCUGGUCCUGUCUGAUGUCGGCAACGCUUACGCACGCCAGCUGGGGAUCGUCUUUAGGCAGAGUGAGAGUCUACGCCAGCCUUUCGAGACUUUGGGCAUCAAUUUAAAGGAGAGGAAUGGAGAUGACUCGUUUGAAGUGCCUGUGCCUCGCUUGGAGCCGGAGACGGCGACGCAGUGGAUCGAGAAGACGGAGAGCGAGGACGGUAAUAUUGCUUAA
Molecule: messenger RNA, 735 nt
Organism: Cyphellophora attinorum
Lineage: Eukaryota; Fungi; Ascomycota; Eurotiomycetes; Chaetothyriales; Cyphellophoraceae
Exons: 3
Coding region: 1-735 (244 amino acids)
Biological process (GO): cellular response to oxidative stress; cell redox homeostasis
Cellular component (GO): cytoplasm
Molecular function (GO): thioredoxin peroxidase activity
Source: RefSeq, a predicted model, not a curated record